Molecule: messenger RNA, 2111 nt
Organism: Manacus vitellinus (golden-collared manakin)
Lineage: Eukaryota; Metazoa; Chordata; Aves; Passeriformes; Pipridae
Gene: PYROXD2
Product: pyridine nucleotide-disulphide oxidoreductase domain 2
Exons: 16
Coding region: 13-1800 (595 amino acids)
Molecular function (GO): oxidoreductase activity
Source: RefSeq, a predicted model, not a curated record
CUCAGGGCAGCCAUGGCCAGGCACUGUGGGGCAAUGGCAACCAGGAUCCAGGCAAGACUGAACACUGUCUGCUCUUCCCGCUGGCUGCAGGACUGGCAUCUGUCCCUGGGGCUAUCAGGAGCACGUUUGACCCACGCCGGGGCUGCAGAGCGGCUGCAGCGGGAGUACGACGCGGUGGUGAUCGGGGCAGGGCACAACGGGCUGGUGGCAGCUGCCUACCUGCAGCAGGCAGGGGUGCGCACAGCUGUGCUGGAGAAGCGCCACGUGCUGGGCAGUGCAGCUGUCACAGAGGAGAUUGUGCCAGGGUUCAAGUUCCCCCGGGCGUCGUACCUGCUCAGCCUGCUGCGGCCACAAAUCUAUGCCGAGCUGGAGCUACAGCGGCAUGGCCUGAGGGUGCUCCCACGGGACCCCUACUCCUUCACCCCACUGCUGGAGGACAGCAGCCCUCCUCGCUCCCUCCUGCUGGGACACAACAUGGCCCAGAAUCAGCAGCAGAUUGCUCAGUUCUCCCAGAAGGAUGCCCAGGCUUACCCUGAGUAUGAGGCAUUCAUGGGGGGCAUGGUGUCGGCCCUUGACCCACUGCUGGAUUCUCCUCCAGUGGAUACAGCUGCCCUGGGGAAGGGGUCCCUGCUGCAGCAGCUCAGGAACCUGCGAGCCCUGUGGCCCCUGCUGCAGGCAGGACUGGCGCUCGGCCAGCAGCUGCCCCGCUAUUACGAGGUGCUCACAGCUCCCAUCUCCAAGAUCCUGGAUCAGUGGUUUGAGUCAGAGCCCCUGAAGGCAACUCUGGCUACUGACGCGGUGAUUGGAGCCAUGACUAGCCCCCACACCCCCGGCAGCGGGUACGUGCUGUUGCACCAUGUCAUGGGCGAGCUAGAGGGACGGCGGGGAGCCUGGGGCUACGUGGCAGGUGGGAUGGGAGCCCUGUCCCAAGCCAUUGCCAACGCAGCGACAGCCCGGGGAGCCCACAUCUUUGCUGAGAAGACAGUGUGCCACGUGCUGCUGGGCAGGGACGGGCGGGCACAGGGUGUUGCGCUGCAGGAUGGUACAGAGGUGAGGAGUAAACUGGUGCUCUCCAAUGCCUCCCCCCAAAUCACUUUCCUGGAACUCAUUCCUCAGAAGCAGCUGCCGAAGGAUUUUGUCCAGCGGAUCCGGCAGGUUGACACACGCUCCCCCGUCACCAAGAUCAAUGUGGCAGUGGAUCGGCUGCCCAGCUUCCUGGCUGCCCCCAAUGCCCAUGACGGCCAGCCCCUGCCCCACCACCAGUGCUCCAUACAUCUCAACUGCGAGAACACCCACCUCCUGCAUCAGGCGUUCACCGAGGCUACCCACGGACACCCCUCCAACAGGCCCAUGAUCGAGCUCUGCAUCCCCUCAGCGCUGGACCCAGGACUGGCCCCACAGGGCUGCCACGUUGUGUCCCUCUUCACCCAGUACACCCCAUCCGUGUUGGCAGAUGGUCAGUCCUGGGACGAGCAGGCCAGAAAUGCAUAUGCAGACAGGGUGUUCGACUGCAUUGAAGACUAUGCCCCAGGAUUUAAGGCAUCCGUCAUUGGCAGGGAUAUCCUGACACCACCAGACCUGGAGAGGAUCUUCGGACUGCCCGGUGGAAACAUCUUCCACGGAGGGAUGUCUCUGGACCAGCUGUACUUUGCCCGGCCAGCACCAUCUUACUCUGGCUACCGGUCCCCAAUUCCUGGCUUGUACCUGUGUGGAAGUGGAGCCCACCCUGGAGGAGGAGUGAUGGGAGCAGCAGGACGUAAUGCUGCCCAGGUGGCCCUCAAGGACUUCAGGAGCUUCUGAUGACAGUGGUGACACUGACUUCACCAAUACAGGCUUGUAGCAGCAGCAAGCCUCAUUGAUCCCAUGCAGAGCCCUGUCCAUCCCCAAAUUGCUUACCAGACACCUCAGAGCAGCAUCCCCAGAGAGAUGAGGGUACAGUCUGGCAGGGUCCCCUGUGCUCUCAGCUGCUACUAUCUUGAACAGGUGACUUCUCCCAGCCUACCACAGCCCAGCUUUGCUGCAGUGACUUGUGCACUGUGUGACCCUGGUAAGCCUCACUCAGCCCCUGCCUGUGCCCAUGGAAAUAAACCUUGGCCCAGGCUCUGUCAUGA